This is a messenger RNA of Oryzias melastigma (Indian medaka), 917 nucleotides long. RefSeq names its product myosin-binding protein H-like. The annotation marks the transcript as partial. NCBI's taxonomy places the organism in Eukaryota, Metazoa, Chordata, Actinopteri, Beloniformes, Adrianichthyidae. Gene Ontology annotation, molecular function: protein binding. The transcript is spliced from 4 exons. The record is from RefSeq and is a predicted model, not a curated record.
GGAAAGCCCAAGCCUGUGGUGUCCUGGUUGAAGGACGGUCAGCCUUUGGACACAAAGAGAGUGAACAUCAGGAACAGUGACAGGGACAGCAUCCUGUUCAUCCGCGGUGCACAGAGGGAGGACUCUGGGGUUUAUGAGAUGUCUGUGAAGGUGGAUAGCUUUGAGGACAAAGCUCCCAUCACUCUCCAGAUUGUUGACCUGCCUGGCCCUCCCACCAGUGUGAAACUGGUGGAUAGCUGGGGCUUCAACGCCGCUUUGGAAUGGACUCCUCCCAAGGACAACGGCAACACAGACAUCACGGGAUACACUGUUCAGAAAGCAGACAAGAAGACUGGGGAUUGGUUCACUGUGCUGGAACACUACCACAGGCUAACCGCCACCGUCUCGGACCUCGUCAUGGGGAACUCGUACUGCUUCAGAGUUUUUGCUGAGAACCAAGUGGGCAUCAGCGAGCAGGGCACUGUCACCAAAGAAGCUGCUACAAUUCAGAAAACAGGAAUCCACUACAAACCUCCGGAGUACCAGGAGCGCGACUUCUCAGAGGCUCCCAAGUUCACCACCCCUCUCCUGGACCGAGCUGCCACUGUGGGAUAUACCACCAAGCUGCUGUGCUCUGUUCGGGGAAGUCCUAAGGUCAGUGAGGGGUGUCUUACACAGAUCUAUCUAUCUAUAUAUAUGUAUUUUUUAAGUUCAACUUAAUGUAUUUGAGUUGGAAAAAUGGAGACUCCCAAUAAAGAUCACAGCUGAGGAGAUCCAGCAGAGAUGAUGGGAAGGGCUUGCACUGGUAUUUCCUUAAGUAGUUUCAGCAUGUCUCACACUCUUUUUGGCAGCUGCUCCUCUGGUUAAACAUAUCUAUACAGUUGUCCAUCUAACUCAGACAGAUUACAUGGCAGAGGAGGAGAGAAAUGUGCGAGUCA